This is a messenger RNA of Spirometra erinaceieuropaei, 270 nucleotides long. The record is from the annotation of a GenBank genome assembly. NCBI's taxonomy places the organism in Eukaryota, Metazoa, Platyhelminthes, Cestoda, Diphyllobothriidea, Diphyllobothriidae.
AUGCUUGCUGAGAAGAACCGCCUACACAAAUCCUGCGUUGGUCACCCCAUUGAUGCCAACAGAGCUGCCUUCUACCGCAGUCGCCGCCAACUUCAGCAACGACUGCGCGAGAUGCAGGACGCCUGGACUGCUCGCAAAGCCGAGGAUACCCAAGGCUACGCGGACCGCAACGAAUGGAAGAAUUUCUCCUCUGCGAUCAGAACUUUUUACGGUCCGCCAACGAACGGCACUGCUCCCCCUUCCUCAGCGCCGACGGCAAUACCCUCCUGA